Messenger RNA from Candida tropicalis MYA-3404, 2970 nucleotides. RefSeq names its product exosome catalytic subunit. Lineage: Eukaryota; Fungi; Ascomycota; Pichiomycetes; Serinales; Debaryomycetaceae. Gene Ontology annotation, molecular function: 3'-5'-RNA exonuclease activity; RNA binding; endonuclease activity. The transcript has a single exon. Gene Ontology annotation, biological process: rRNA catabolic process. The record is from RefSeq and is a predicted model, not a curated record. Gene Ontology annotation, cellular component: nuclear exosome (RNase complex); cytoplasmic exosome (RNase complex). The coding region runs from base 1 to 2970 and encodes 989 amino acids.
AUGACAGUUGCAGCAGUUAAUAAUAGAAAGAGAUUAUCAAGUGGAUUAAGUGUCACUUCUAAGGUUUUUGUAAGAUCAAGAAAUGGAGGUGCAUUAAAGAUUGUUCGUGAACAUUAUUUGAGAAAUGAUAUUCCAUGUUAUUCAACUAUUUGUAAUACAUGUCAAGAAAUAAUUAAACCUGAUGCCAAUGGUGAAUUACCUAGAUUUAUAUUAUCUUCAACUCCUACAACUACUGCAAAGGGUGAACCUCAUUAUUUAGUAUUAGAUACAAAUAUCAUUUUACAUGCUAUAGAUUUAUUAGAAAAUACUCAAUGUUUUUAUGAUGUAAUUAUUCCACAAACCGUUUUGGAAGAAGUUAAAAAUAGAUCAUUUCCAAUUUAUCAGAGAUUAAGAAAUUUAGUUAAAUCAGAAGAUAAAAGAUUUAUUGUAUUCCACAAUGAAUAUAAUGAAGAAACAUACAUCACCAGAAAUAAAAAUGAAUCAAUUAAUGAUAGAAAUGAUAGAGCUAUUAGAAAAGUAGCCCAAUGGUUCAAUAAUCAUUUACCAACAAUCAAAACAUUUUUAAUUUGUAAUGAUAAAGAUAACAGAACAAAAGCAAUUAAUGAAGGCAUUGAAGCAAAAUCAUUAUAUGAAUAUAUUGAUAUAUUACCAAAUGGAGAAGAUUUGAAAGAUUUGAUUCCUCAAUAUGAUUCCAAAUUUACUAAAAAUGAAGAUGGUGAGGUUAAUGAAACUUCAUUCCCCGAAUAUUAUUCAAAUUCAAGAAUUAUGGCAGGUAUUAAAAAUGGUACUUUAUAUCAAGGUAUUUUAAACAUUUCAUCUUAUAAUUAUUUACAAGGUGAAGUACUGGUACCUGCUUUCAAGAAACCUUUAUUGAUUCAAGGAUCUAAGAAUCUUAAUCGUGCUUUUAAUUCUGAUUCUGUUAUUGUGGAAUUAUUACCUAAAGAUAAAUGGAAAGAACCAUCAACUACCAUCAUUGAAGAAGAAACCAUUGGUGCUAAUGAUAAUGCAGGUAAUGAUGAUAUUGAAGAAGAUGAAGUAACUCAAAGUGUUGUUUCAGAUAAAGAACGUAUUAUUUUAGCACAAGAAGCUAUGAAAGUUACUAGUUCUAACAAUGAUGAAAAAAGAUUACAACCAACAGCUAAAAUCGUUGGUAUAAUGAGAAGAUCAUGGAGAUACUAUGUUGGUCAAAUUGCCCCUUCUUCAGUUAAUAUUGAUGAAACCACAGGUAAUGCAAGUAAGAAUUGUUUUGUUAUAUUGAUGGAUCCAAAAUUACCAAAAAUUAGAAUCAGAACAAGAAAGGCAAAAGAGUAUUUAGGACAAAGAAUUGUUGUUGUUGUUGAUUCUUGGCCAAUUAAUUCCAGAUAUCCAAAUGGUCAUUUUGUUAGAGCAUUGGGAGCUAUUGAAAGUGCCGAAGCUGAAACUGAAGCUUUGUUAUUAGAACAUGAUGUUGAAUAUAGACCAUUCUCCAAGAAUGUUUUGGAUUGUUUGCCAAAAGAAGGUGACAAUUGGGUUGUUCCACAGGAUCUUGAAAACACAGAUGAUGUUCAAUUGCAAAAGAGAGUCGAUUUAAGAGAUAAAUUAGUUUGUUCUAUUGAUCCUCCAAAUUGUGUUGAUAUCGAUGAUGCUUUACAUGCUAAGCAAUUACCUAAUGGAAAUUAUGAAGUUGGUGUUCAUAUUGCUGAUGUCACCCAUUUCGUUAAACCAAAUACAUCUUUGGACCAGGAAGGUGCUUCUAGAGGUACAUCUGUUUAUUUAGUGGACAAGAGAAUUGAUAUGUUGCCUCAAUUGUUAGGUACUAAUUUAUGUUCAUUAAAACCAUUUGUUGAAAGAUUUGCCUUUAGUGUUAUUUGGGAAGUUGAUGAAGAUGCCAAUAUUGUCAAUGUUAACUACAUGAAAUCUAUAAUUAAAUCUAGACAAGCUUUUUCAUAUGAACAAGCACAAAUGAGAAUUGAUGAUCCUAAUCAACAAGAUGAGUUGACAAAUUCCAUGAGAAUUUUGCUUAAAUUGUCAAAGAAAUUAAAACAAAAGAGAUUGGAUGCAGGUGCAUUGAAUUUAGCAUCUCCAGAAGUCAAAGUUCAUAUGGAUAGUGAAACUUCAGAUCCACAAGAAGUUGAAAUCAAGAAAUUAUUAGAAACCAAUUCUUUAGUUGAAGAAUUUAUGUUGUUUGCUAACAUUUCCGUUGCUAGAAAAAUUUAUGAUGCAUAUCCACAAACAGCUAUGUUAAGAAGACAUGCUCCACCACCGGCAACAAAUUUCGAAACUUUGAAUGAUAUGUUGAAUGUUCGUAAGAAUGGUAUGUCUAUUUCUUUAGAAUCUUCAAAAGCUUUGGCUGAUUCUUUAGAUAGAUGUGUUGAUUCAAAAGAUCCAUAUUUCAAUACUUUGGUUCGUAUUAUGUCUACUCGUUGUAUGAUGGCUGCAGAAUAUUUCCCAAGUGGGUCAUAUGGUUAUCCUGAAUUUAGACAUUAUGGUUUAGCUGUUGAUAUCUAUACACAUUUCACUUCACCAAUUAGAAGAUAUUGUGAUGUUGUUGCUCAUAGACAAUUGGCCGGUGCUAUUGGUUAUGAAACCUUGGACUUGAGUCAUCGUGAUAAGUCAAAGAUGGAAAUGAUUGUAAAGAAUAUCAAUAGACGUCAUAGAAAUGCUCAAUUUGCUGGUAGAUCAAGUAUAGAAUAUUAUGUCGGACAAGUGAUGAGAAAUAAUGAAGCUGAACAUGAAGGUUAUGUUAUCAAGAUUUUUAAUAAUGGUAUCGUGGUAUUAGUACCGAAAUUUGGUGUCGAAGGUUUAAUCAAAUUAGAACAUAUGGGUGAUGUCAACUCUGCUAAUUAUGAUGAAGAUAAAUACGAAUUGACAUUUAAAGAUCAUAAUGGUAAUGAAAGAAAAGUUGCUGUAUUUGAUAAAGUUAAAGUUGAUGUCAAAUCUGUUAAAGACGAAAUCAGCGGUAAGAGAAAAGCACAACUUAUGUUGAAAUAA